CUAGUAGUCACAGAGCAACGUAAUCGGGGAUGGGCGUGGCGGACGGAGGUCGGCUGGGUGUCAUGUGAUCACGUCUCCGCUUCACAAGCUCUGGUCGGUGUGCACGAGUCAACGCCGCUGCAGCCGCCGCCUGGCUACGAUGGAUUUCCUAUUAGGCAACGCGUUCGCCACCCCGGUGGGACAGCGGAUAGAAAAGGCAACAGAUGGAUCUCUACGUUCUGAAGACUGGGCCCUGAACAUGGAGAUAUGUGACAUCAUCAAUGAGACGGAAGAAGGGCCUAAAGAUGCAAUCCGAGCUCUGAAGAAGAGGAUUGUGGGAAAUAAGAAUUUUCAGGAGGUGAUGCUGGCCUUAACGGUACUGGAGGCUUGUGUGAAAAACUGCGGCCACCGCUUUCAUGUAUUGGCAGCUCAGCAGGAAUUUGUGGAGGGGGUGCUAGUGAAGACUGUCCUGCCUAAAAACAACCCCCCAGCCAUAGUCCAAGAUAAAGUGUUCAAUUUGAUACAGGCAUGGGCAGAUGCUUUCCGCAGCAGUCCGGAUCUAACAGGGGUGGUCGCUGUCUACGAGGACCUGAGGCGGAAGGGGCUUGAGUUUCCAAUGACUGAUCUGGACACGCUGUCUCCUAUUCACACUCCCCAGCCUAGUUCUGUCAAACCUGAAGUUGUUCCGAGACCGGAUUUGCCACUUCCUGAUACCUUUCAAAGAGGUGGUUCAGUAAGUCGCUCUGCGCCGCCGCCUCCUUACGUGAGUCAGGCUCCGUCAGGCGAUGCUCCAAUAAUACCCACAUCUGAACAGAUAGCGAAGCUGCGCAGUGAAUUAGAGGUGGUGAACGGAAAUGUCAAAGUCAUGUCGGAGAUGUUGACCGAAUUGGUUCCACAGAAGGCAACACAGUCUGAUUUGGAGUUGCUGCAGGAAUUGAACCGUACGUGCCGAUCCAUGCAGCAGAGAGUCCUGGAGCUUAUACCUCGAGUGACCCACGAGCAGCUCACAGAGGAGCUUCUUAUUGUCAAUGACAACCUUAACAAUGUUUUUCUUCGCUAUGAGAGGUUUGAGAGAAUGUACGCUGGUCAGACCGGUAGAGCGGCAGAACACCAGGUCCAAAGCAACAGAGACGCCUCCCCAUCACUUAUUGAACUAGAGACAGCUGCUCAAGCACCGGCUUCCUCUCUAUCUGCACAACUGGCCAGUAUCGAGAUGAGUUCUGGGUCUGUGAGUGGAACACUGAAGACUCUGGAACAAGGAAAGAAGCCAGAAGAUGAUUUCGAUAUGUUUGCACUGACUAGAGGGAGCUCCCUGGCCGAGCAACGCAAAAGUGUUAAAUAUGAGGAUCCACAGGCGGCAGAUGGACUUGCAGUAGCCCUUGAUACUCGGCAGCAGAACACUGGUGCAAUUCCAGCCCCUCAGACCAACUUCAUGGAGGACAUUGAAAAAUGGCUGUCUGUCGAUGCUGAAGAUGAGAAUGAGGGGGAAGAGGGUGUGACCAGUGAAGAAUUUGAUAAAUUCCUAGAGGAGCGAGCAAAGGCAGCAGACCGAAUUCCACCAUUGCCUUCUCCUCCCACCGAUGCCCCUCGAGUCUCUUCCAGUACUGGGCGGAAUAAGAAAGAGAACGGUGAAGACGCUCUCUUUGCCUUGUGAUUCUCUGAAGUUUCAGUCUGGAGCUUAUGGACAUCUCAGUUGUAAAAAUGUCACAGGCAGAGUGAAAAUUUCCUUUUGGAGACUCUUCCGAGACAAAGAAAAAAAUGUUUCCUGUGGUACUAGGAUCUUUUGGAGUAUGGAUGCCAUGAGCAGUACCAGACCACACCGCUGUUUUUUUCUGAUUUGAAAUCUCUUGUUAGCUUUGAUGGCUACAUUUCCUGAUGCCUCCUCAUACUGUAGACCUUGUUGGUUGGAGCUUUGCUUUCUUCUUGUGUUACCAGAUAACUAUCUGAAGUGGAGCCAUUUUUUAGCACUACAAACCUGAAGCUGUCUACACAUGCCUCCGACAGAUACACCAUCCACAUACCAAUUGCACUACUGGAAGGAGUAUACGACUAAGCUUGGGGUUUCUUACUACAACGAUCAGCUUGCUUAAUACCUUAAGUGCCUUCUUGGUCUUUCUUAGUCUUCUAAGAGGUUGUUCUAUGGAGUAGAGCUUGGUUUAUUCCAGGACUAUAUAUAUGUUUAGGUACAGGAAUUUGCUGCUUUUUAAAUAUAAUAAUCUCACUGUUGGAAUAAACCCAAGAGAUAGUAGCUUCAAGGUUGGUUCUAUCGUAUUUGUGCUUUGUACAAGAAAAACCCUAAAUGAUUUGAGGACUGUGGGAAGUUUAGAAGUUGUAGCUCCUCACUUCUGCUCACUAUCCUCCUCCCUACUAAAGAAAUGUCAGAAUAGAACAUAUACAGCCUUAUUGACUGAAUGAAUGAAUGAAAAUUGCUUUUUAUUGCUACACUCGCAUUGUUUUUUAUCUGAUCUUUCUAUAUCGUGGAUGAGGAAGCCAUAAUGGCUAUGGACAAUGUAGUAACUUUUUACUAUAUAAAUGAUGUAACAUAUAACACGUGUUCAGCAGUGUAAACAAUAGAUGUUUCUAUUUUGGUUGCCUUGGCUAUAUUCAGCGGCAUCUAUAAGUUUUUUUAUUAGUCAUUUCUUUUUUCAUGCUAAAUAUUUAUAGAUUUCAUUUGAAAGACGGUUUCAGCUCACCUGAGGGCAACGUGCCAGGCGAUCCCCAGUAGAACAAAGGGGAAAAGGGAGUGUUCAGCCGGAACUGUUAAAAAGACUUCUUUUAUUAUAAUCGAUUAAAAGUCCAUAUAGGAAGCCAGCUAUUUAAGAAAGCACGAUCGGACAAAAAUAGACUGGGUACAGCAUUACCGACGCGUUUCUAGUUGAAUAACCUUUAAUCGUGAUAAAUUUAUAGAUUUAGGUAUACCUAAGCAGACGAGAAGAAAUGUAGUCCAAAAGCAGUGGUUUCAAACUGUGGCCCUCCAGAUGUUGCACAACUUCAACUCCCAGCAUGCCCGGACAGCCAACGGCUGUCCGGGCAUGCUGCGAGUUGAAGUUGUGCAACAUCUGGAGUGCCACAGUUUGAGACCUCUGUCCUAAAGCUUUGUUCGCAUCAGUCGUCUGUUCCAUGAUGUCAGGGCUCUGAUAUGUGUACAGCGUUUUACCUUGAAGGUCGGGGAAGUGGUGUGCAGAUUUUUUUUUUAUGUAAGGACACAAUUUUAAGUUUAUAUGACAGAUGGAUCCAUUAUAUCUGUAAGGGCACACAACAGAUUUUAACAUGGAUUGUGGUGUGAAUUUUUCGCCACCUUGGAUUUGUCUAAUGGAACACUCUUAUGGCUCCUAUAAAGGGGUAUUCCAUGAUCAUCUUCUAUAUUAUGCUGGGAACAUUGCAUAAAAAAAACAAGUGAUACUCACCUACCCUUGUCCCCCACAGCUCCUGUUUCAGGUCCCCACUCUUCACUGCUGGUUCUUGAUGAGUCUUCUCAGUAAGACCUGCCUGCUGAGCCAAUCACUGGCUGCAGCUGUGUCCCAUCUCGGCCAGUGAUUGGCAGAGCAGGCAGGUCCUUCGGAGAUGUUUCAUUUUUGGGACCAGCAUCUGAUUAGAAGGGGGCUGUUGGGGACCAGGGUUAGGUAAGUAUCACUUAUUUUUAGCAGAACAUUUUAAGAUACCAGAAUAACCCUUUUAGAACAGGAACAUCAAUGUUAAAGAGGUAUUCUGGUAUAAUGAUCUUAUCCCUUUAUCCAGAUCCUCAGAACAAAGCCCAAACUCUUUUGAUUUGAAUAGUGGCGAGUCGUCAAAAAUCCUGUCACUCCAUUCAAUGUAUAUGGAGCUGCCAGAAAUAGCCGAGGGAGUACCCCUUUAACGUAAAUAAAGCCUUAAACAGGUCUGUCAGGUGAAUAUACUUUAUGUAACAACAGCAUAUUAAUGCUACAGACUUGUACUCAUAGUCAAAAUGGUACGAAAAAAAUCGCCAUUUGUGGAAUAGGAGCACUGUAAUAAUACAGCGGCCUCGAGUCUGUGUUCACAGAUAGAGUACUGCCCUACCUUCUCCCUUCCAAUGUUUAACUAGCUUCUGUGUACAACCUUUCAUUCACCACCCUGCAGUGUCCAGGAGAGCGCCCCCCUCAGGAAUACACCAGCCUUGUAAUCAUGAGUCGGUUGUAUUCCACAGCGUUUAAUGCCAUUUUGGCGUAUGGAGCCGUAGCUGUAAUAUGCUGCGCCUCCAUAGUUCAACCUAUUCAGCCGACAGAUCCGCUGUAACUGUACCCAUAUAUACUUAUAUGUCCUUGAAUAUAGUCAUGGCAACCGGAAUCUUUUGCCGGCCGCAUUCAAAGAACUGGACCAUUACGCAAAUAGAAAUACUUUUUAUAUUGAAAAAAAAAAUUACUUUUUAUUUUAGAAUUAAAAAAAACUGUUGCAGCUCCUAUGAUUGUAGAAUGUAACCUUGUUUAAUUUGCUUAUUGUUUUGCAUAGAUUACUGUUUAAAUCUAAGACAUUUGUAUGUUAGCGGCCCUUUAAGGCCAGCAUUUAUCUUCAUGUGUGUAUGCAGUGCAUAUAGUGGAUUCUGACCCACAGCCAGCAGAAACGAAUACUAUAUACCAGCUAGACAAGACUGAGAAGCCUAUGAUCGAUAAACCGGAAACUAAUACUAUAUACAGGGGUCAAGUCCUGAGAAAAAAGUGUGGUAAUUCCACUUGAGGGCUGCUUCUGCAGGACUCCUGCUAAUGGGAACGGUGUCCCUGCUGUGGAAAAAGUGCAGGAACUCCGUUCCCGCAGGACUUGAGCCCUGACUAUAUACCAGCUAGACAAGACUUGAUAAACUUACAAUCAAUAAACCUUAAACUAAUACUAUUUACAGGGGUCAAGUCCUGGGAAAAUAAGUGUGGGAACUCACCCAAGAUUUCCACUUGAGGGCUGCUCCUGCAGGACUCCUGCUAAUGGGAAUGGUGUCCCUGCUGUGGAAAAAGUGCAGGAACUCCGUUCCCACAGGACUUGAGCACUGACUAUAUACCAGUUAGACAAGACUGAGAACCCUAUGAUCGAUAAGCCAUCAGAACGCCUUUUAAUAAUGUGAUGUUUGCUUAAUACAGCCUCUAUAGUCCUUUCCGCUUCUCUGCACAGUUGACUUUCUACAUUUGCUGCCGUCUUUUAAAUCUCUAUGCUGUUUUUAAAAAACUAUCCAGCAUAUAGGACCGAGGGGUCACCCUGGUUUUCCGAUCAUUUUUUAGAAAUUGCGACAAAAAAAAUUUCUUUGGGAGUCUCAUUUGUUUAAACAUUACAAAUAUAAUAAAUGAAUAAAUACAUCUGAA
Hyla sarda is the source of this 5282-nucleotide messenger RNA. It is a transcript of the gene TOM1, whose product is annotated as target of myb1 membrane trafficking protein. Gene Ontology annotation, molecular function: phosphatidylinositol binding; clathrin binding; ubiquitin binding. The coding region runs from base 140 to 1633 and encodes 497 amino acids. Gene Ontology annotation, cellular component: endosome; membrane. The record is from RefSeq and is a predicted model, not a curated record. Gene Ontology annotation, biological process: signal transduction. The transcript is spliced from 15 exons. Lineage: Eukaryota; Metazoa; Chordata; Amphibia; Anura; Hylidae.